Messenger RNA from Fusarium falciforme, 1428 nucleotides. RefSeq lists its product as hypothetical. Gene Ontology annotation, molecular function: oxidoreductase activity, acting on NAD(P)H, heme protein as acceptor. The transcript has 2 exons. The coding region runs from base 1 to 1428 and encodes 475 amino acids. The record is from RefSeq and is a predicted model, not a curated record. Lineage: Eukaryota; Fungi; Ascomycota; Sordariomycetes; Hypocreales; Nectriaceae. Gene Ontology annotation, cellular component: mitochondrial inner membrane. Gene Ontology annotation, biological process: heme A biosynthetic process.
AUGGCGUCCUUCGCCCCCGGGUUCCGGAGGUUAUUCCUCCAGGCCUCGGCCUCGGCGCCCUCCAAGUUCUUCGUCUGCAACCAGUGCCUCCGGGGAGCUGCCCCGCGGACCAUGCCCUCCCGCAUCCUCAACCUCGUCCGGUCUCGCUCCUACGCCGAUGCUGCCCUCCGCAAGCCUCUGGGCACCGUCGCCGAGCAGGUCUCUGCCGCCGCCCCCUCCGUCUCGCAAGCUGCCAAGAAGGCAUGGCCUGAGACCACACACAAGAGUGUUGGUUACUGGCUCAUUGGCAGCGCUGUUAGUGUCUUUGGUAUCGUCGUCUUUGGUGGCCUGACAAGAUUGACCGAGUCUGGCCUGAGCAUCACUGAAUGGAAACCCGUCACCGGUUCGCUCCCCCCCAUGUCCCAAGCCGACUGGGAGUCCGAGUUCGAAAAGUACCGCGCCUCGCCCGAGUUCAAGCUCCUCAACCCUCAUAUGGACCUCGAAGAAUUCAAAAAGAUCUACUUUAUGGAGUGGUUCCAUCGUGUCUGGGGCCGCUUCAUCGGCAUGUCUUUCGUCCUACCCACCGUCUACUUCAUCGCUCGCCGCAAGGUCACCCCCAGGAUGGCCUUUAACCUCGCUGGAAUCUCUGCUCUCAUCGGUUUCCAGGGCAUUAUCGGCUGGUGGAUGGUCAAGUCUGGCCUCAAGGAUGACCUGUUUGCUCCCGGAUCUCACCCCCGUGUCUCUCAGUACCGCCUGACCACCCAUCUUGCGACCGCUUUUAUCUGCUACUCUUGGAUGCUCCUCUCUGGUCUCUUUGUCCUGCGCAAUAACGUCUGGAUGGCCAACCCCGAGGCUGGUAUGAAGGCUAUCAAGGCCAUGUCCAACCCCGGUCUUCGCAACUUCCGCCGUGCUGUCUUCGCCGUCGCCGCUCUGACUUUCAUCACCGCCAUGUCCGGUGGCCUUGUCGCCGGUCUCGACGCUGGCCUCAUCUACAACGAGUUCCCCAAGAUGGGUCUGGGUCUGUUCCCCCCCAAGAAGGAGCUCUGGGACAAGUUCUACUCGCGCAAGGAGGACCACUCUGACCUCUGGUGGCGCAACAUGCUCGAGAACCCCAGCACCGUCCAGAUGAACCACCGCAUCCUCGCCGUGUCCACCUUCUGCUCCAUCGUCAGCCUGUUCAUCUUUGCGCGCACGAGGCGCAUAAAACCCAUACUUCCGCGGAACUGCAAGCGUGGUUCCACCGGCCUGCUCCACAUCGUCUCGUUCCAGGUCGCUCUCGGCAUCAGCACACUCAUCUACAUGGUCCCCAUCUCCCUGGCCGCCGCUCACCAGGCCGGCAGCUUGGGUGUCCUGACCGUUGCCCUCAUGUUGGCGUACAGGCUGCACGUCCCCAAGCCCACCCUCCGUCUGCUCGAGCAGCGGCUGAAGCAGAUGCAGCUGCGCAAGUAA